AUGACGAAGCCAUCGAGAGUCGAUCGUGAGGAUCGCCGCGACCGUCACAGAGACAGAGACGGCCACCGCGACCGCGACCGCGAUCGUGAUAGAGAUCGCGAACGGGAUCGUAGACGUUCAAGAUCACCCGACCACCGCGGGGGGCAUCGACGGGGGGACAUGGUCGAUGUAGACCCCUAUUCCUCCAGUCGCAAUCACCGUGACAGAGAGCGAGAGGACAGGUACUCUGGGCGCGAUCGUAGGGCAGAGCGAGAGUGGGACCGUGAUCGUGGUCCCUCGCGCCGGGACGCUCGCCGCGACGACGACGAGAGGCCAGCUAGACGAGAGCGAGACGGCUUUGAUGACCGUCGCCGGGGUGGUGGAGGUGGCGGUCCGGAUAGACGCGAUGACGGCGGCCUUGCCAGACAACAAGAGGCCCGCAGAAGCCCUACACCACCGCGACCACGAGAACCUACUCCUGACUUGACUGAUAUCAUAUCGGUUUUGGAACGUAAGAGAAGAAUGACUCAAUGGGACAUUAAGCCACCUGGGUACGAUGCGGUCACGGCCGAGCAAGCGAAGCUAUCGGGCAUGUUCCCCUUGCCUGGUGCUCCGCGCCAGCAGCCAAUGGAUCUCACCAAACUACAAGCCUUCAUCAAGGAGCCAAAUGGCGGUGUUUCGAGCGCCGGUCUCAAGGCCAAUAACUCUAGGCAAGCAAAGCGAUUGAUCGUCUCCAACAUUCCCCCGGAAAUCAGCGAAGAAAGCUUGAUAUCCUUCUUCAACCUUGAGCUUAACGGCUUAAACGUUAUUGAGAGCUCGGAUCCCUGCACUCUGUGUCAGUUCUCCGGGGACCGGUCCUUUGCGUGUCUGGAGUUCAGGAAUGCCAUUGAUGCGACGGUAGCUCUUGCCCUAGAUGGUAUAUCCAUGGAAGCCGACGACGCUCUUGAUGGUUCAGAUGCUGAGCAGCAGGGCUUGACUAUUCGACGUCCAAAAGAUUAUGUCAUGCCAGCCAUUCCUGAACACUGGGGUUCUGAUCCAGAUAUGGUUUCAAACGUCGUCCCCGACACGGUGCACAAGCUGUCGAUCACAAACAUACCAUCUUUUCUCACAGAGGACCAGAUUAUUGAGCUUCUAGCUGCAUUUGGCAGGCCAAAGGCCUUUGUGCUGGUCAAGGAUCGCAGCACUGAAGAAUCACGGGGAAUCGCUUUCGCAGAGUAUCUGGAGCCUGGCAUUGCCAACGAACCCGCAUUGAACGCUUUGAACGGGAUGGAUGUCGGUGGAAAGAAGCUCAAGGUCAGAAAGGCCAGUAUUGGCCCUACCCAAGUAGCCAACUUUGAUGUUGGCAUUACUGCCAUCAGCGGCCUUGCCUCUCAAAGGUCCCUCCACGCUGGGAAGGGACGUGUUCUUCAACUUUUGAACAUGGUCACACCAGAAGAGCUCAUGGACAACGAAGAAUAUGAAGAAAUUUGCGACGAUGUUCAGGAUGAGUGCUCCAAGUUUGGGACUAUUCUCGAGAUAAAAAUUCCUCGACCCAUUGGUGGCAGCAGACAGUCUGCCGGUGUAGGCAAGAUAUUUGUCAAGUUUGACACACCAGAGUCUUGCUACAAGGCUCUGGCAGCUCUGGCCGGAAGAAAAUUCGCAGAUCGAACGGUUGUCACGACAUAUUUCCCCGAGGAGAAUUUCGACGUGAGCGCCUGGUAG
This is a messenger RNA of Ustilaginoidea virens, 1680 nucleotides long. RefSeq lists its product as uncharacterized. Gene Ontology annotation, cellular component: commitment complex; U2AF complex; nucleus. Bases 1 to 1680 code for a protein of 559 amino acids. NCBI's taxonomy places the organism in Eukaryota, Fungi, Ascomycota, Sordariomycetes, Hypocreales, Clavicipitaceae. Gene Ontology annotation, molecular function: pre-mRNA 3'-splice site binding; poly-pyrimidine tract binding. The transcript is spliced from 4 exons. Gene Ontology annotation, biological process: mRNA processing. The record is from RefSeq and is a predicted model, not a curated record.